Messenger RNA from Apis laboriosa (Himalayan honeybee), 1442 nucleotides. Its product is annotated as TWiK family of potassium channels protein 7. Gene Ontology annotation, cellular component: membrane. The transcript has a single exon. The record is from RefSeq and is a predicted model, not a curated record. The coding region runs from base 236 to 1261 and encodes 341 amino acids. Lineage: Eukaryota; Metazoa; Arthropoda; Insecta; Hymenoptera; Apidae. Gene Ontology annotation, molecular function: potassium ion leak channel activity. Gene Ontology annotation, biological process: stabilization of membrane potential; potassium ion transmembrane transport.
CUUACCAUUUUAUCGAAGGAAAUUCGAAAUACCUCCGAUUCGCGCAAGCAUGUGUAUAUGUAAAUACUAAAAGCAAGAAAGUGAAACAGAGAAGGACAGAGUGUAAAAUGAACGCGGCGCGUUCGUACGAAAAUAGAAAAGCGGGACGAAAAUCAUUUAGUGUUAGCCAACGUGCCGCUACCCCAGUUUCCUGUAUCCCUCGCUUUAUUCGUAUUCCGUUGUAUGCAUAAAUAAAAUGACGCGGGUCCCGAUAAGAUCCUCGUUGAAAAGCCGAGAUUCGAAUUCGACAUUGACCGAUCCGGAUCUGAGAGAGCGCAUAAAGGAUUGUUGCCGAAAAUUGAUCGCGUUUAUGUGCACUCAGGUUGGCGUUGGUGGACUCGUGGUUGGUUACGCUAUAAUAGGUGCUUUCGGUUUUAUGAUGAUCGAAUCUCAAGGUCAGAUUUCGCCGCCGUCCACAGUUUGCAUCCGCGAAUUAAUAAGAAAACAGUUCGCCGAAGAGUUAUGGCUUGGCACUGCCGGCAAUCAAACCAUAAACGUGUUCAAUAAAACGGCGUUUCACACGGUGUCAAAUCGAAUUCUACGCCGGUAUCAAGACAAUUUCACUGGUGAUUAUAAGAAGGAGAAUUGUAGUGGGUUAACCUCGUCCGAUCUCUGGUCCUUUCCAGCUGCGAUGAUGUUUUGUCUUUCCGUAUUCACGAUGAUCGGUUAUGGAACACUGGUGCCUCAAACGACCUGGGGAAAGGUAGUCACCGUUAUUUACGCCGUAUUGGGAAUCCCACUUUAUGUUUUGUAUUUUCUUAACAUGGGAAAAGUACUCGCGCAGACGUUUCGUUCGUUGUACACGUGGUUGCACGAAUGCACCGGUAAACGAAAACCUGGCCAAAGGAUCACGGUACCCUCGACAGCCUGCCUUUGGGUGAUAUUCGGAUACGUGUUGAGCGGUUCGAUAAUGUUCGCCGAGUGGGAAGGAUGGAAUUAUUUAGACAGCGCUUAUUUCUGCGUGACAUCGCUAUGCAAAAUUGGGAUGGGCGAUCUUGUACCUGGUUGGACGCACGGUGAUUUAACAGCUGACAGUCAAACCAAAUUGAUAAUUAAUUUUGUUUAUUUGUUACUCGGUAUGGGACUUAUCGCUAUGUGUUAUGACUUAAUGAAAGAGGAUGUUUACGUGAAAGCUAAAGAAAUAAAGGAACAGUUUCUCGAGAUCAUCGAUGCCACUCAUUAUCAAAUUGAAAUGUGUUGCAAAUCGGAAGUAUUGAAUUAAAAUUUUUAUAUCGAUCUAUUGAUUUUAUAUCGAUGUAUUGAAAAUUUAAGUAAAAAAGAAAUACGCUUUAUUUUUAUAAGAAGUAUUUGAAGAUAGAUAAGAUAAGAGAUAAUCAUGAAAUUAUUUUUAAAAUUUAACUAUUUUAAUGUGUAUUAUAUAAUUCUAAUAAAUAUAUAUAUAU